Mercurialis annua (annual mercury) is the source of this 1594-nucleotide messenger RNA. Its product is annotated as surfeit locus protein 1. Bases 91 to 1125 code for a protein of 344 amino acids. The record is from RefSeq and is a predicted model, not a curated record. NCBI's taxonomy places the organism in Eukaryota, Viridiplantae, Streptophyta, Magnoliopsida, Malpighiales, Euphorbiaceae. The transcript is spliced from 6 exons. Gene Ontology annotation, cellular component: membrane.
CACCUUGUAGAAUCUAAACCCCAUAAACCCUCUCAUAUGUAGAAGAAUCAGAACUCCAACAACGAAAAACCCAAAUGAAAGUCUAAAAAGAUGACAUCUUUAGCUUCCAUCUCUAAAUCCUUAACAAGGGUUGGUUCAGUUGGUGUUAAUGGUGGUUGUAAAAACCAUUUAUUAGCUCCUUAUUAUUCAUAUGCCUUAUAUUCUACCUCAUCAGCCUUUGCAACCCCUCAAACCAAUCCCCAAUCUCAAGGUGUUAAUGUGGUAGAACAAAAAAGAAGAUCAAAUUGGACAAAAUGGUUACUUUUUGUACCUGGAACUCUCUCUUUUGGCCUUGGAACUUGGCAGAUCUUUAGAAGACAGGACAAGAUCAAAAUGCUAGAUUUUAGACAGAAGAGAUUGGAAUUAGAGCCGAUGAAGUUUAAUGAAGUAUCCCCAUCAAGUGAACAAUUGGACACUUUGGAGUUCAGAAGGGUUGCUUGCAAAGGUGUUUUUGAUGAGAAGAGGUCAAUCUUUGUGGGUCCCCGUUCUAGAAGUAUAUCUGGAGUGACCGAAAAUGGCUACUAUGUCAUUACACCCCUUAUGCCAAUCCCCAACGAUCCUGAGAGUGUGCAGGCACCAAUUCUUGUCGGCAGAGGAUGGGUCCCUCGUAUUUGGAAGCAAAGAUCCUUGGAAAUGUCACAUGAUGACGAACAGCCUUCAGAUGCAUCAUACUUGUCUGCCCAGGAGAGUAAACGAACCUCAUGGUGGAGAUUUUGGACCAAGAACCCAAAAGUUAUACAGGAGCAAAUCCCGUCUAUCAUUUCUGUUGAGGUUGUUGGUGUGAUUCGAGGAAGCGAAAAGCCUAGCAUUUUUGUUCCAGAAAAUGAUCCAAGGUCUGGCCAAUGGUUUUAUGUUGAUGUUCCUGCAAUUGCCCGUGCUUGUGAACUCCCUGAAAAUACCAUCUAUGUGGAAGACAUCAAUGAAAAUAUUAAUUCAGCGUGUCCAUACCCUCUUCCAAAGGAUGUUAAUACGUUGAUACGCAGUUCAGUCAUGCCACAAGACCAUCUAAAUUAUACAAUGACAUGGUAUUCUCUAUCUGCAGCUGUCACAUUUAUGGCAAUCAAGAGGCUAAGGCCACAGAGAUAGCAUAGCAAGGAUGCAGGAAAAGAAAUGUACAUUUACUCAAUUUUUUGCGAGAUCUAAGGAGCCAGAAGAUAUUUUAAUGCAUCGAUCGCAUUAACUGAACGGAACUUCAUUUAUUUGGUCUAUUUAUCGAGGAAUGAUUUCCUGACAACUUUUGACGUUGCUGGUAAAUCGAGCUUAAUGACAAAUAUUGUGUUAAGCUACGAAAAAAGAACUCAAAGGAGUUUCAUUGCUGCUGCAAGUUUGAUUUUUUUUUAUCAUGUUAAUGAUAAAUAAUGACUUUUUAUAUUUCAAAUAUGAUUCCUUUCUCAGUGAUGGAGUCAGGAUUACUAUAUUAGGAAAGAGAGAGCAUUUUUUGGAACUUGGGGGCCAAAUUGCAAUAAACAUCAAUAGUAUAUUGUGAAUCUUUUUAAAUUUUUGCCUUGUCUGUACUUGUCUGUAAUAAAAAAGAAAGGCCCUUUUUCCAUUUUUA